CUAUCUGUCUACUGUGAUAUGGUGAACUGUUGUACCCCAGGUCAGCCAGGCGUUGAUAAGGCGCCUAUAAUAUUAUCACUGGCAAUGUCUAGUCAGUACUCAGUCAACAUGGACGUUAUCCUCCGCUGUCUUGUGUUGGUACUUACGACACUUGUAGCGUUCACUGCCGGCUCUGCUACCACUGCAACAACCUCUACAUCACAAGAUAUGGACACCGGACGAGUAGCUGGACAUGUAGGAGCUGAACAUUGCAGACCGUGUACUCCAUGUGAGGUGUGUCAGCCCCGUCAAGUUGAGGUGGCGAAACCUCAGGAAUGCAAGAAAAGCUAUUUAUUAAUUGAUGAGAGGUCUUCGUGGUAUGAAGCCAUGGCCGGGUGCAAGAUGCGUGGACAGCGGCUGGCCACCAUCAACAACAUUGAAGAGUGGAAUCAGGUGAAGAGAGAAAUUACACUCAAAACAUCUGUUCACAGGUCCCACACAUAUUGGACUGCUGGGAUGGGCAUUAAAAGCAUCGGUUUUGUGUGGGCCUCGACGUGGGAACAGUUUAAUUUCACCAGCUGGAGGGAUGGCGAGCCUCGGUUUCUAGGCAACAUUUACUGUGUUGCAAUCGACUGGAUCUGGUCCAAUCAACACGAAUAUGAUUGGAUUACAAGAAUGUGCAGUUUUACAAAAUAUUUUAUUUGUGAAAAAUGUUUAAACCAGUAAAUUUUUAACAAUACUGUUAUUAUAGCUUUCUUUAAAAUUAAAGUAUGGUAAUUUCAAAACUAAAGGAUAUUUUAUUUAUUAAUACCAGGAAUGCUGUUGUGUUUAUUUAUUCCUCAUAUCAGUAUUGAGGAAUCCUCAAGCGCUCUUAAGCAUUUUUU
Molecule: messenger RNA, 863 nt
Organism: Homalodisca vitripennis (glassy-winged sharpshooter)
Lineage: Eukaryota; Metazoa; Arthropoda; Insecta; Hemiptera; Cicadellidae
Exons: 4
Coding region: 19-705 (228 amino acids)
Source: RefSeq, a predicted model, not a curated record